AUGCGAACUUACAAGAGAAAAACUGAAAAAGGACUUUAUCCAAAAGAAGUAGUAAUAGAGGCACCAAGCUAUGUUAUUGAUGGAAGAGUAACACCAGUUCGUGUAUCAGCAAAAAAGUUUGGAAUCCACUACUCGACUAUUUCUCGUUAUAUAAAAAAAGUUAAAAAAGCUGUUGAUAUGGGAAUGCCACUACCUUAUCCUGGAUAUAAAAAGAAUCAAGUUUUUACUUAUGAACAAGAAAUAGCUAUUGCUUCAUAUAUAUCAAUAGCUUGUGAUUUCUUUUUUGGAUUAUCACCAUAUGAAACAAGAAAGCUUGCAUUUGAAUGUGCAGUAAAAUAUGAUAGACAUCAUUUUUCUGCAUCAAAUAUCUUUAAUUUUGAUGAGACUGGUAUCACCACUGUGCAAAAACCAAACAAAAUAAUUGCUUGUAAAGGUAUUAAGCAAGUGGGUGCAUUAACUUCUCAAAAGCGAGGGACAUUAGUGACAAUGGUAAUAGCCGUAAAUGCAUAUGGCAAUAGUGUGCCUCCAAUCUUUCUUUUUCCAAGAAAGAAAUUCUUUGAUCUUUUUAUUCGUGAUGGGCCAAAUGAUUGCAUCGGUGCUUCGAAUGGAUCAGGCUGGAUGAAUGAGGAUCAAUUAAUAACAUUGUAUAAAGAUAUUGGUAUAGUUUUGCUUUCUUUGCCUCCUCAUUGCUCGCAUAAGUUGCAACCUCUAGAUAGAUCUGUAUUCGGACCAUUUAAAAAAUGCUUAGCGAAUGCACAAGACUCAUGGAUAAAAAGUAGUCCAGGGAAAACAAUGAGUAUAUGUGAUUUACCAGGAUUUGCAAAUAUAGCAUUACACCAUUCAUUUACACAACAAAAUAUAUCUUAUGGUUUUAGAGUGGCAGGAAUAUUGCCAUAUAAUAAGGAUAUAUUUUCAGACACAGAUUUUGCUCCAUCAUUUGUUACGGAUUGUCCAGCAACCCAAUCUAAUGCAGCAAUUGAUAUUAGUAUAUCAACUUCAACCUCAGAUGCAAUUCCAUCUCCAGUUUCAAAAUUUUUUCCCCUGAGGUUAAAAGACUGCUACUAA
Molecule: messenger RNA, 1065 nt
Organism: Hydra vulgaris (swiftwater hydra)
Lineage: Eukaryota; Metazoa; Cnidaria; Hydrozoa; Anthoathecata; Hydridae
Source: RefSeq, a predicted model, not a curated record